Molecule: messenger RNA, 1915 nt
Organism: Beta vulgaris subsp. vulgaris (sugar beet)
Lineage: Eukaryota; Viridiplantae; Streptophyta; Magnoliopsida; Caryophyllales; Amaranthaceae
Product: protein phosphatase inhibitor 2
Exons: 7
Coding region: 502-1149 (215 amino acids)
Biological process (GO): regulation of signal transduction
Molecular function (GO): protein phosphatase inhibitor activity
Source: RefSeq, a predicted model, not a curated record
AGAAAAUCGUCAUCCCAAACACGAUACCGAAUACCCCCAUAUCCGAAGGUGAGCCAAGACAUGAUCUAAGCAAUUACAACUACACAUAACAAACGAGUAAACGACCAAACAAAGUCAUCAAAACAACUACAUAAAGCAAAAAUAUCAUCUAUUUUUUCUUUUGAUAAAUAUGGGUCAACUUUAGAACUAAUAAGAAAGAGCAAAAGAAUAAAGGUGAACUUUAGAAGAACAUAGAAGGGAUGGUUUAGGGCCAAACGUACAAAUCCGAAGAGAAAACAUUAAACAUCACUACAUCUAUUCUCUUCUCCCUUAACCCACAAUCUGUAGAACAAAUCUUAUCGAGGUCAUUUCGGUUAAACUGUUUCAAAAAAUCAUUUCUCAGAUCAAUAUCAAAACAUGUAGAACUCUUCGAGCGCAAUUGUAACAAUUUUUUAGAGGAAGUUAGCUGCUGGUUGCCUGCUUUGCGUUGUGCCAACAUUUCAAGAAGAUUGGUGGUGUGGAAUGAUGAAGAACAGAGGACGUGUAAGGUGGGAUGAGACUAACUUGGGAGACAUCGAGAAAAAUAAACCCGUAAGGCAAAAGAUCACUGAGCCAAAGACGCCAUAUCACCCUAUGAUUGAAGAUGAUGGUUCUCUGUCUCCUAUACGUAGUGCCUUUGACGAGUGUAUUGCUGAUGCUGAGCAUGCUGAUGCCAUACGCCAUGCCUUGGACGAUGUAGCUUCUUCUAGUGGCAAGAAAGCUAACGGAUCUGGUGGCUGGACCUCGUCUGAGGAUGAAGGAGAUGUUAUGGAGCAGGAUGAUGAAGAUUAUGAAAUCUGGAAACCAGAACUUGUGGCUAGAACGGUCAUAAAAUUUCUUCUAGCUUCUGGGGAGCAGACUUUUCGUGACAUCGAAAGGGCCCUUGGCUUUUGGUAUAUUGGCCUUAUUUGGAAAAAGAAUCCUGAAUUCGGAUCAAUGGUUAGGAGUGUUGACACAAAAACUAAUGUUCUCAAAUUUCAACUGAAGCUGUCAAUAGCAGUUCAGAAAUCUAGUCUCGUUUUGACACUCAUUCUUUGUGCCCCUACCUGCAUCAGAAGCUUUUUUUUUACUUUUUUGGGUGGGGUGUUUUUUUUUUUUUUUUGGGGGGGUGGGGGGGGGGGGGCGUGUUAAUCAUGCUAAUUCUUUACGAUAAAGACUUUCAUGGACCUGGAAAAGUGGGCAACUCGGCCAAUCUAUCAGGUAUCGGAGAUUACAUUGGCAUAUAGCUUGUGUGCUUACCUAUAUUAGUCAGACACGGAUUAAGUGUCAACUUGGCUACGGGUGUCCAGAUAUCCGACUCGGUUAUGUUGUAGAAAAAUUCAAGUUCUUAGUUUAGAAUGAAGUAUCCAAGUGAAGUGUCGUGUCGGACACCACACGUGAUUUUUGAGGUAAAUGAAGGUGUCGGUGUAACAUAGGUGUUUACUAAGUUUCCACUUAUAAUGUGAAGAAAGGAUAUAAAGACAAAGACCAAAAUCAAGUGCACUGAUGGUGGCUUCCUCAGGGGUACCAGAAUACAAAUACGAGUAUGAGACAACUGAAAUGUCAUCAGAUACGUAAGUUUUACGUAAAUAAAGCUGAGAUGUUAGAAGGUUACUAGUCCUAAUAUGGUCUUAACAGACAUACGAACAGGUGUGUUAAACCUAGGUUUUCCUGAAAUGCCAUUAUAUGAGCCCUAAACAUGGCAAGUUAUGUUGGCAGGUAUUGGACAAUUCUAGUUUUUCCACAAUAGUGUUGGACCUGGUGGUCAUUGCUUCAUUGGUUUCAUUUUUGAAUCACUUCAGGUCUUAAACUAUUAUAUAAUAUCUCUUUCUGGUGAAAUGGGCUCCAACUUCUUUAAACAAUGGUGGAAUAAAGGGAGUGCUACAAUAGGCCAUGCCUCCCUAUAAUUGUGGAUAUC